Messenger RNA from Syngnathus typhle (broad-nosed pipefish), 1463 nucleotides. It is a transcript of the gene smyd3, whose product is annotated as SET and MYND domain containing 3. The coding region runs from base 48 to 1334 and encodes 428 amino acids. Lineage: Eukaryota; Metazoa; Chordata; Actinopteri; Syngnathiformes; Syngnathidae. The transcript has 12 exons. Gene Ontology annotation, molecular function: protein binding. The record is from RefSeq and is a predicted model, not a curated record. Gene Ontology annotation, cellular component: nucleus.
CGCAGCUAGCGUGCGUACGUAAACGUCCACGCGAGCUUCCAAACAUUAUGGCGCCCAUGUUGCAACGCUUUGUGAGUCCGGGCAAAGGCAACGGCUUGCGUGCGACAACUGCAAUCAAAUCUGGAAAGUUGCUUUUCUCUUCCGAGCCUUUGGCAAGCUGCGUGUCGGCAAAAGUGGCCAAACAUGUGUGCCAUCGCUGCUUCGCUAGGCAUGAGACCUUGUUGCGGUGCUCCCAGUGCAAGAUGGCUCGCUACUGCAACAUCACCUGUCAGAAACAAGCAUGGUCUGACCAUAAGAGGGAGUGCAAAUGUCUGCGGAGCAUCCUUCCCAGAAUCCCUACCGACUCCGUCCGACUGGCUGCAAGACUCAUUUUUGCUCUGAUGAAUCCAUCAAAGACCGCCAGUGAGGAGCUCUACUCUUUCCACGAACAUGAAUCACACCUGAGCUCCAUGUCCGAGCAGAAGAAACAAGGUCUGUCUCAGCUGGCAUCCAUGCUCGAGAUGUACCUACAACAGGAAGUGCCUGAACUGACUCUGGAAAUGACAUCGGCCCUGCCGCAGCCCCUUGACUUGAUCGCAAAGGUGACGUGUAAUUGUUUCACCAUAAGUGACGGAGAACUGCAAGAGAUUGGAGUUGGGUUGUAUCCCAGUUUAUCGCUGCUGAACCACGACUGCAGGCCAAAUUGUGUGAUGGUGUUUGAAGGAACAAAGCUACACCUGAGAGCUGUUCGGGAUAUCAAACCGGCAGAGGAGCUAACCAUUAGUUACAUAGAGACGCUGUCGUUGACGGAAGAACGUCAGAAACAGCUGGAGGACCAAUAUCAUUUCACAUGCCACUGCCAGAAAUGUGACUCUCAAGACACAGGCAGACUCAUGCAGUCUGGUGAACAGACAACAUGGCUAAAGUUGAAGGAGGCUUUACCCAAAUUAGAAGAAAUGAAGGCAGCCUCAGAUUGGCAAAGCCUUCGAGAGAGUUGUACACGUCUUUUAUCAACCGAGGGUGCUGACUUGCCUGAUGAAAACCUCUACAAGCUCCGAUUGACCGAUAUGGCUCUGGAUUGUGCCGUUCACCUCGCUCAAUGGGAAGAAGCCACAAAACACGGGGGGAGGACACUUCCAGUUUACAGACUUUACUACCCUGAUCCCCAUCCCGUCCACGGAGUCCAGCUAAUGAGAGUUGCAAAGCUGCAGCAUUAUUUGGAGCGCAUUCAAGAUGCACUGGACACUUUCAAACAGGCCUUUGAAAUCCUCAAGAUCACCCAUGGAAUUGAUCACCGCUUGGUGACUGAUUUGUUGGUCAAGAUGGAAGAAUGUCGCUUAGAGAUUAAUCGAUAACUCAACUUGAUGUAAUUGAAGGCAAGCUGUAAAAAGUUUCUCUUUCUUUGAACAUCUUGAUGUCAUGAGGGCUCCAAGUUUGUUUGCAAAACCUGACAACAAAUACAGUUCAAAUCCGUUUGUAUGAGA